UUCACCAACAAUGACGAUGCCUUACUUGAACAAUGUUUCCGCCUUCUUUCUUCUCUUCAUAUUCAUCAACGGUGUCUCAGGCUUGUCAACAAUGGAAGAUUCACACUCCGUGGGGGCGCCCUAUCUGACGAAGGAAGGUGUGAAAUCGAGCUACAAAAUACCGAAUCUGCUGGGUUUCUCGGAGAAAAUAGGGCAAGCUUGCUCAAAAGAAGACAUAGUAGUGAAUCAGGGCGCCACCUCCCCACAGCCAAACGGAAUUCCAACAUACACUGUAGAAAUUCUGAAUGUGUGCCGCACAGGCUGCUCAAUAGCAGAAAUCCACCUCACAUGCGGAUGGUUCAGCUCUGAAGCAGCGAUAGAUCCUAAAUUGUUCAAGCGCUUGAGCUACAACGACUGCCUCGUCAACAAUGGGGAUCCAAUAAAGGCCGGAGACUCUGUAUCCUUUGUUUAUGCACAGAAAUCUAAAUAUCCCAUGGCAGUUUCUUCCGUUAAAUGUGUCCCAUGACUUGUAAGCACUGACUAUGAUAUUGUAUGCCAGAGGACCUAACUGAUUAUUUACGGCCUCGAAAAUAUUAAAUAAAAGU
Messenger RNA from Cryptomeria japonica (Japanese cedar), 584 nucleotides. Its product is annotated as TPD1 protein homolog 1-like. NCBI's taxonomy places the organism in Eukaryota, Viridiplantae, Streptophyta, Pinopsida, Cupressales, Cupressaceae. Bases 11 to 505 code for a protein of 164 amino acids. The record is from RefSeq and is a predicted model, not a curated record. Gene Ontology annotation, biological process: cell fate determination. The transcript is spliced from 3 exons.